GAAAUCAGACACUUUUGGGCGGCGUUCGUUUGGACUUUCUCCAAAUUUCCCUCCCACUGCCAAAUUCAUAGCUCGAAGAGGAAAAGUUGCACACAAUUUGAAAGUGUUGAGGGCACAGCGGAAGUGAGCUCGGAGAAAAGGCGACAGGAACAGAAGCCGGAGUCCAGCAUGAGUGAGGACAGACCUGAGGUGGAGCUCUUCGUGAAGGCAGGGAGCGAUGGGCAGAGCAUUGGGAACUGCCCGUUCUCUCAGCGGCUCUUCAUGGUCCUGUGGCUGAAAGGCGUGACCUUUAAUGUGACCACCGUGGACAUGAAGAGGAAGCCAGACAUUCUUAAAGACCUGGCUCCUGGGGCUCAGCCUCCUUUCCUGCUGUACGGCACAGAGGUGAAGACGGACACCAACAAGAUAGAAGAGUUCCUGGAGGAAAGCCUCUGCCCUCCUAAAUACCCACGGCUGGCAGCUCGCAAUCCUGAGUCGAACACCGCCGGUCUGGAUGUGUUCUCAAAGUUCUCCGCCUACAUUAAGAAUUCGAACCCGCAGCUGAACGACAAUCUGGAGAAGGGUUUGCUGAAGGCCCUGAAGAAGCUGGAUGACUACCUGAGCUCUCCUCUGCCGGACGAGAUCGACGAGAACAGCGCUGACGAUGUCACUUCCUCCUCCCGCCCCUUCCUGGAUGGUCAGGAGCUCACUCUGGCCGACUGCAACCUGCUGCCCAAGCUCCACAUCGUCAAAGUGGUGUGUCAGAAGUUUCGAGGUUUCUCCAUCCCUCGCUCGCUGACGUCUCUGUGGCGAUACCUGGAUGUGGCGUAUGCCCGAGAGGAGUUCUCCUCCACCUGUCCCAGCGAUGAGGAGAUACACGUGGCCUACUCCUCCGUCGUGAAGGCGCUCAAAUAGAAAGAAGGAAACACACACACACACACACACACACACACAGUCGCACACUCAUGUGCGUUAUUACCAAUUCUCUUUCCAGAUUGUCCUAGUGUUUCAAUUGGUUCCUGUAUGUUCCUGAGGUUGUUUGCACUGGCUGAGGUCUCACUUUUCAACUAAACGUGGUCUCAUGCUGCCUUCACAUGCUCUCAGAAUUAUCGCAAAUACGAGUUUCCUAGAAAAAAAGUGCGCAUGAAUGCCAUUUGAUGUCAUGUUUACCAGUGGGAAGUUCGGAAAUAUCUUUAAUCUUUAAUCUUGUUUUGUCAUUAAAGUAGUAGGUUAUUUAAAUAUGAAUAAUCAUUUGAAGCAUAUUAUACAUUUUAUAUACAGCGAAAAUAGCAUGUGUUUCACCAAUAUUCCAGAAUAGAAUAGAAUAGAUAGUGCGGUAAAACUAUACAGUGGGAAACUAUUUCCAUUUCAGUCCGAAAGCAACCUUAACUUGUCUACAUUAUGCCUUUGUUGUGAAUGUGAUUAUAAACAAUGGCAUCCUCAAUUCAUUCUGACAACAGAGCACCUGAACACAACAAGCUCGUAAUCACGACUUAAAAAGAGGGAAUUAUCAAAUGUCCAAUAGCACGUGAAGGCAGCAUUAUAGUUCAUAUUUCUUUAAAGCAGCUGAACUGCAAGGUCAAGGUCAUUUCUGUGGUUAUACACAUCGGCAGCCUGCAGCGAUACAUUACAAAAUAUCAUCAAAUGUUUUACAGGCAGCAAUAGUGGUUGUGUUUCAGUAUUUUUCACUGGUUUAUGGACGAGUGCAUUGCUAGCAGUUACAAACAGGAUGUUGUUGCCUCAUUCCUGCCAUUACUGUCCCUCUCUCUCGCUGUGGCAUAGAGUCGGUAAUGACAGCUUUUCGCUCACGGCUGCUUUGGUCACGUACAUUUCAUAAGCUGGUUUUCAAGCUGCUCUUUACAUUCCAUUGACUCAUAUGUUACAAAAUCAUGGAGGUAUCAUAAAAGUACUCCAAAGGAAUCAUGUGUAAAGUUUCAUACUUUAUGCGAGAAGUAAAAACUGAAACUCUUUUCAAUCAGUUACUGGCCCCAAUCGACAGUCUCAUCUUGUAGCUAUAUGAUAUGAUGUACUGUAGAAUAUUCUUCCAUCUCUAAUUAUGACUGUCGACGUCCACAUUGAAAACACUCUUAUUUAUUGCCUGGAGAGAGUUAUGAAAUACAUGCACAUUUGUUGUCUUCUGAAAAAGAGGAAACCAGUGACAGUAACAACUGCUGCCUUUUUUAAGUUGAUUCAGCCUGUUUCUAAGAUGACCUUACCAAACUAUUUUUAUAUCUAGUGUCAUGCUUUAUCCCCAGUCCUCUCCCCGUGCACUUCUGUUUUCACUUCCUCUUAACCACUCAAUGGUCAUUUCCAAAUCUUACUCUGCACACAAAUGGACAACACGGCAUCAGUGCAAAUAUUGAUUAGUGAGGAUUUUAUUGAUUAGAGGGAUGUUACAACAAAGUCAUUUUCUUUCUGCAUUUCUAAAAUUGUUAUUCAGCAAUACAGUUUAUAAUAAAGUUAAAAUAAAAAAUUGAAAUGUUGAGUACAUUGUUUCUUGAUCCUUCAUGUUUAGAUAGUUCAGGUUUAAUAUAAUAUAUAUUGUUUA
Sinocyclocheilus rhinocerous is the source of this 2527-nucleotide messenger RNA. Its product is annotated as chloride intracellular channel protein 1-like. The transcript is spliced from 7 exons. Lineage: Eukaryota; Metazoa; Chordata; Actinopteri; Cypriniformes; Cyprinidae. Bases 169 to 894 code for a protein of 241 amino acids. The record is from RefSeq and is a predicted model, not a curated record.